This is a messenger RNA of Penicillium soppii, 816 nucleotides long. Its product is annotated as 2EXR domain-containing protein. NCBI's taxonomy places the organism in Eukaryota, Fungi, Ascomycota, Eurotiomycetes, Eurotiales, Aspergillaceae. The coding region runs from base 1 to 816 and encodes 271 amino acids. The transcript has a single exon. The record is from RefSeq and is a predicted model, not a curated record.
AUGACUGAAGCUGCGACUAAUUUUUCGUUCCCUCAAUUUGCGUCCCUCCCUCCAGAACUGCGCCUCUUGAUAUGGCGUGAAGCAAUGUCUGAUGACGACGACCCAGCUUUGUUCCCCUACCGAAGUGACGCCUGGCAGCUAUAUUCAUGGUUGGACGCCGUGGAAGCUGAACUACGACCGGAGUUGCUCGGUCAAGUACGAGUCAAGAUUCCAAUCGCCUAUGUCAACCACGAGGCCCGUGAAACCGCGAUCGCCUGGGCUCCAAUUAUCGGAAUGGAAGUCAAUUUUCACAUGGAAAAAAGCUGUUAUACCUUCCUACGUCCCUUCGAUCCUGCUCUAGACACUAUCUACAUUCCAUACAGCCUUGUCGAGGAUUUCAACCGUCGGAGCUGGGGAGGAUUUACACCGGUCGAUGAUGUGGACGAUGUUUCGGUCGUACCUUCAGAGCUACACUUUGCGGUACCAGAAGGGCUCUUUCAGGCUGAAAGUACUCGUCUGCUAAGCGAAACAAUUUGGUGCCUCGUUUCCAGCCCGCUCCUUUUUGUCGUCGCAGACCCGCAACCAGAAUUUGAGGAUGAUAUGAGUCUCGAUAUGCAAUCGCGAUGGGAAAUCGAUGGCGCUAAUGGAGCGAUGGGUUUUAUUUUGAAUAAAAGAACCGAAAAGAUGGUGGUGAAGCCCGGUAAUCGCCUCCAUGACAAAACGUUUCAACGGGUAUACGACAUGAUCGGGAUAGUAGAUGAUGCUAUCAAAGGGCUGCUAGAUACUAGAGUUUGUGACUUCGAGAUACGGCCGGGGCAUGUUGUUAGGAGGUGGUAG